Molecule: messenger RNA, 2210 nt
Organism: Clupea harengus (Atlantic herring)
Lineage: Eukaryota; Metazoa; Chordata; Actinopteri; Clupeiformes; Clupeidae
Gene: efna2b
Product: ephrin A2b
Biological process (GO): axon guidance; ephrin receptor signaling pathway; osteoclast differentiation
Cellular component (GO): plasma membrane
Molecular function (GO): ephrin receptor binding
Source: RefSeq, a predicted model, not a curated record
CUGUAAAAUCUCCGUAUCAUACAGACCUUACCGUUAAAGUUAAGAAAUAUUAUCAAAACUUCCGCUACUGGCCAGUAGAAUUAUCACAGUAAAUUAUCACAGUGCAAAAACUUCGGUGAAAUCACAGCUUGUAAAUGCUCCAAAAGUUAAGGGGCGAAGUAGCCUCGCUCGUGCAGCCCCGCCCUGCACGAGGCGCUGACUGUGAAUGGAGCGAGAGCUACGUAGUCGCCGCGCGAGGCAUGUGCUGAAGCAAGGAGAGAGAGAAAGCGCGCAACAGAAAAUCCACCGUGACUCUGGGAAAAAAAAUCAUGCUAGCUCAACUGGGCUGAACAACACACUAGCGUUACAGAGGGAAACAUCUACCAUGGAGCUAUGCCGGCGUAUUCCCGACCUCAGCAGCACUGCACAACACAGCGACAGCAGCAGCAACUCUUCAAGUGAUGCGGUGUCUGAUUCUUGCCCUUGCCGCUCGCGUUGGUAACAGUCCGGUGGGAACGGGGCAGUCAAGCAUAAAGCAGAAUAACUUGCAAUUGUCAACUUUUCAGUGAGAGGACGGCGGAGCAGCGCACGUAGGUGUGACCGUUUCAUUUCUGCUUUCUGACUGUGACGGAGGGAGCGCGGGACGUUUGUCGACUUCCAGAGGUUUUGAUGUAAUUGCAGUCUACUGCGGAAAUGUUGCGCCUUUCAUAGUUUCAGCUGAGCAGGAGUGUGAAGAGGUCGCUGGCUGCUGAAGAAACUGGAUGGACUCACUGCCUUCUCUCGUAGGUUACCCGCAGCAUUUCAACAACAGUCUGCUGAACCUGGCUUUGAUUUUCAUGUGCGAGCCGAUGCGUGGAAUUCACCGUUGUGAUUUAUGGAAGUGAGCGAUUUCAAGCUUAAAGACUAACGACUGACUGACUGGAUUCUCGCCAGCUAAUGAGUAGUUACCACUGAGCUGUAAAGAAGAGGAAAGUUUAAGUUAGUCUGCGGGACUGGGAGAGAAUGGACUGGAAGGACCGCUGCACGCGCGUGUGGUUCUUGUGAUGGACCUGUCAGACAUCUCGCAUGGUGUUAAAAUAAUGUCGAUUCCUCCCAUUUAUUGGAUCAAGUGGAUUUUAGUCGACGUGGUGUCACUUGUUUGUGAAAAAGUGAACCACGGAUCGACCUAACUCGGCGGAUCAUUGGACCAGUAUUCUGAAGAAAAACAGUGUACCGCAACUUACCAUUUUAUGUGCCGGUGUAUCUCCACUUAGGAGAAAGAAUACAAAAUUCUCCUAAUUUUUUUAUUGAAGAAUUUCCUCUUGUAAACCCGUUGAUUCGUUAUAGUACCCGGUGGUACUUGACUGGGAAUUCCCCCACAUAAAGCCUUUCAUCGUAAUAUCAAAAGCAAAAAAACCUGGUGAACAGUUAUUACGCAUCACUCACAACAUCCUUUUUGUGUAAAGAACUACAGCAACCUUAUUGCCCUCUUGAACAACAUGGACAAGAACUGUAUCGCAUAUCAAAUGGAGUUGUCGCUGCUGCUCGUCGCCCUGUUAUCUUGGGUCGCUGUGUGGGCAGACGAUAGCAAGCUGAUCUCGGACCGAUACGCGGUCUAUUGGAACAGCACGAAUCCCAGAUUCCUUCAUGGGGAGUAUACGGUGGAGGUGAGCAUCAAUGACUACCUGGACAUCUACUGCCCCCACUACGAGGUUCCGUUGCCCCAGGAGCGUAUGGAGCGCUACAUCCUCUUCAUGGUGAACUACGACGGCUACACCACCUGUGACCACCGCAUGAAGGGCUUCAAGCGCUGGGAGUGCAACCGGCCCCUCAGCCCCAACGGGCCCCUCAAGUUCUCCGAGAAGUUCCAGCUCUUCACGCCCUUCUCACUGGGCUUCGAGUUCCGCCCAGGACACGAGUACUACUACAUCUCCUCCCCACAUCCCAACCUGGCAGGGAAGCCGUGCCUGAAGCUGAAGGUGUACGUCAAGCCCACGAACGACUCUGUGUACGAGUCUCCCGAGCCCUUCCUAACCGAUGACAGCACGACUGGAGGCAGCUGUGGUUUCUCCCCGCGUCUCUCCAUCAUGCUCGCCAUGCUGCUGAUGCUGCUGGGGUCGUCGUCAUAGCAGCGCUGUGACAUGCCAUCGCCUGACCCCACCCCCCAAACCCACCCCCUCCUCCUGCUCUGCAGUCACAGCACUUCUACACCCCCACCCCUCCCAAAAACUCUGCCCCCCACAUCGCCGUCC